Aegilops tauschii subsp. strangulata is the source of this 4007-nucleotide messenger RNA. RefSeq names its product K(+) efflux antiporter 2, chloroplastic. The record is from RefSeq and is a predicted model, not a curated record. Gene Ontology annotation, cellular component: chloroplast; membrane. Lineage: Eukaryota; Viridiplantae; Streptophyta; Magnoliopsida; Poales; Poaceae. Gene Ontology annotation, biological process: proton transmembrane transport; potassium ion transport. Gene Ontology annotation, molecular function: potassium:proton antiporter activity.
ACACGCAGCCUCGUCUCCUCCGUUCGCAGCGGCAGCAGCAAGAGAAGAGGCGGCCGGCCCUCCCAGCCCCCAAAGAGCGAGUGAAGAGAAGAAGCAGAGCCGAGCCGAAAUGAGGCGCCCCCUCCCCCUACUCCUCUCCUGACAAACCUCUCCCCCCUCCAAACCCCCCCUCCCCUCCCCUCCCCUUGGUUCGUCCGCCCGCCUCGGACUCCACGGCCGCCCCACCGGUGCAAGGGAGGAUGGAUUUGUCCAGGUUCGCGUCUCCGCGCCCGCCGGGCCUGCAGAUCGGCGCCGCCUCCCUCCGGGGGGCCUGCUCGCUGCGCCGACCCCGGCACAGAGGCGGGGUCCACGGCGGCCGGGGCGGGAACCUCAUGGUCGCCUCGGCCCUCCGCGGCUCAAGCAGCGGCCUCUUCUACGCCGCCCCGAACCACGGCCGUCUCCGGCUCAGACGGACCGGGUCGGCGCGCUGCCAGGGCAACGACUCGCUCGCCUACGUGGACGGCCCGCUGGAGGGCACCAAGGGCAGCAGCGACGGCGGCGACGACCCGGGCACCACAUCGGGGUCCGACGCUGAGGAGAGGGCCCGCAGCGCCGCCGUCGACGUGGACGACCUCCGCGACCUGCUGCAAAAGGCCAGGAAGGAGCUGGAGGUGGCCCGGCUCAACAGCACCAUGUUCGAGGGCAAGGCGCAGCGCAUCUCCGAGUCGGCCAUCGCGCUCAAGGACCGCGCCGACAGCGCGCAGACCGAGGUGUCCGCCGCUGUGGCCACCGUGCAGGAGAUCAUCAGCAAGGAGGACGACGCCAAGGAGGCCGUCCGCAAGGCCACCAUGGCGCUCUCCAUGGCCGAGGCCCGGCUGCAGCUCGCCGCGGAGGCGCUCGACGCCAAGAGGGGCUCCGUCGGGCAGCUGGAGGUCAGCCUCGACGACGUCGAGGAGGAGGCGCUCGCGUCCGCCCAGGAGGAGAUCAAGGGGUGCCAGGCCAGCUUGUCAAAAUGCGAGGAGGAGCUGGGCCGGAUCCAGGGGAAGAAGAUGGAGCUGCAGAAGGAGGUCGACAGGCUGACCGAGCUCGCCGAGAGGGCUCUCCUGGACGCCUCCAAGGCCGAGGAGGACGUUUCCAACAUAAUGGUGUUGGCUGAGCAGGCCGUGGCUCUUGAGAUGGAAGCGGCCAAGCGCGUGAACGACGCGGAGCUGGCGUUACAGAAGGCGGAGAAGGCGGUCGAGUCCGUUGUGGAGCUGGUGCCGGCUGCUGAUGGGCACAUGAGUGACGAAGAGGACGAUCUUUCUGAUGUUUAUGACUAUAGCGGUGACGGCAUGGCUGACAUUUCUGAAAGGGAUGAGGUGUCAAAUGUCGAGCGUUUGAUGCAGAUUAGCGACUUGGCUGCUGAAGGCAUCGAGCCGCUUGAACCGUCUAAUGAAAUGCCUGUUGAAGAACGCAGUGACAAGUUGCUUGUUGAGCCUCAGAAAGAAGCUGAACCUGACGUAGAUAAGUCAAAGCAAGGGAAGAAGCAGGAGUCUUCCAAAUCAUCGUUGAAGAGGUCGUCUCGUUUUUUCUCGGCGUCUUUCUUCUCCUCCAAAUCGGAUGGAGAAUUUACACCUACAUCUGUAUUCCGAGGGCUAAUGAAAUCAGCAAGAAAACAAGCACCAGCUCUUGUUGCCGGGAUACUGCUUCUUGGUGCAGGGGCAUUCUUCUUCAAUAGAGCUGAGAAGAAUAGUCAAUUGUUUCAGCAGCCAGGCAUAACCACCACAAGCAUUGAAGAAGUUACCUCCACUGCAAAGCCCAUAGUUCGCGAGAUACGGCAGUUACCACAAAGAAUAAAGAAGCUAAUCGAGCUCUUACCUCAUCAAGAGGUAAAUGAGGAAGAAGCUUCGCUUUUUGACGUACUAUAUUUGCUGCUGGCUAGUGUUGUUUUUGUACCAUUAUUCCAGAAAAUACCUGGAGGUAGUCCUGUUCUUGGAUAUCUUGCUGCUGGUGUCCUCAUUGGUCCCUAUGGUCUUUCUAUCAUCCGCAAUGUCCAUGGAACAAAGGCAAUUGCUGAAUUUGGAGUCGUGUUCUUGUUAUUCAACAUUGGCCUUGAGCUUUCUGUGGAAAGGUUAAGUUCGAUGAAGAAGUAUGUCUUUGGAUUAGGCUCUGCUCAGGUGUUGGUUACUACAGCAGUUGUUGGUCUGGCAGCUCACCGUUUUGCAGCACUACCAGGACCAGCGGCAAUUGUUGUUGGGAGUGGUUUGGCUCUAUCAUCCACAGCUGUCGUCUUGCAAGUACUACAAGAACGUGGGGAGAGCACAUCACGGCAUGGACGCGCCACAUUUUCUGUGCUACUUUUCCAGGAUCUGGCCGUGGUGGUUCUGUUGAUAUUGAUCCCACUCAUUUCACCUAAUUCUUCAAAAGGAGGGGUUGGUUUCCAAGCAAUAUUGGAAGCUAUGGGAAUGGCUGCGGUAAAGGCAAUAGCUGCUAUAACUGCCAUCAUUGCUGGAGGUCGUUUGUUCCUUCGGCCAAUUUACAGGCAAAUUGCUGAAAAUCGGAACGCCGAGAUAUUUUCAGCAAAUACUCUCCUUGUUAUAUUUGGGACAAGUCUUCUUACUGCUCGGGCUGGCUUAUCGAUGGCACUGGGAGCAUUUUUGGCUGGUUUGUUGUUAGCAGAAACAGAGUUCUCCUUGCAGGUUGAGUCGGAUAUUGCUCCUUACCGUGGCCUUCUGUUAGGUCUAUUCUUUAUGACGGUUGGAAUGUCUAUUGACCCAAAGCUGUUUCUGUCAAACUUCCCAGCAGUCUCUUUGAUAUUAGGUCUCUUAAUUAUUGGAAAGACACUGUUAGUAACAUUUAUUGGUAGAGUGUUUGGAGUUUCCACCAUAGCUGCUGUUCGGGUUGGUCUUUUGCUUGCACCUGGUGGGGAGUUUGCUUUUGUUGCCUUUGGAGAAGCCGUUAACCAGGGUCUUCUAUCGCCUCAAUUAUCGUCAUUAUUAUUUUUGGUGGUUGGCCUUUCAAUGGCUAUGACACCAUAUUUAGCUGCUGGAGGGCAGUUUCUAGCAUCAAAAUUUGAGCAGCAUGAUGUCAGGAGUUUAUUGCCAGUGGAAAGUGAGACGGAUGACUUGCAAGGCCAUAUUAUUAUUUUGGGAUUUGGACGUGUUGGGCAGAUCAUCGCCCAACUCCUGUCAGAACGGUUAAUUCCAUUUGUUGCGCUUGAUGUUCGAAGUGAUCGGGUGGCAGUUGGGCGCGCACUUGAUCUACCAGUAUAUUUCGGUGAUGCAGGAAGCAGAGAGGUACUGCACAAAGUUGGAGCUGAGAGGGCAUGUGCUGCUGCCAUUACUUUAGAUACUCCUGGUGCAAAUUAUAGAGCUGUAUGGGCUCUGAGCAAAUACUUUCCAAAUGUGAAGACAUUUGUCAGAGCACAUGAUGUUGAUCAUGGUGUUAAUUUGGAGAAAGCUGGUGCAUCAGCGGUUGUCCCUGAGACCUUAGAACCAAGUCUUCAAUUGGCUGCUGCUGUUCUUGCUCAAGCAAAACUUCCAAUGUCCGAGAUUGCAACAACCAUCAACGAAUUCAGGAAUCGUCAUUUGUCAGAGCUUACGGAGCUUUGUUCUACAAGCGGGAGCUCCCUGGGCUACGGCUUCUCUCGGGUCAUGUCGAAAACGAAGCCUGUGGUCUCCGACGACGAGAGCGACACCAUUGAUGGAGCCCUGGCGAUCUGAGCCCACUACGCAAACGUAAAAGGCUCCGCCUCCCUUGUCCUCCUCCCAGGGCUGUACAGUAGAUGUGUUCGCGUAUAGAAAGGUAGCAAAAAUAAUAGUCCGAGCGUACGGCUGUUACCGAUCUUGGCAACAUUUUAGCUCUUCCAUUUUUGGCAUGGUAGGACAUUUGUUUCUUUUCUCUUCCAGACCACUGUUUCUUCCUUUUUUUUUCUUUCGAGCCCUUUUACUCCCCGUCAAGUAGACGGUGGAAGAUUUGGUUAUCAGGGUUGCAUGCAGGACACUGGGAAUUUUGCAGAAAGUGUCCGCCAUUUUGCGUUUGCUGUUCUA